AUGAAGAAAUCCAGGCACAAGUGGUUACACCAUGACAUCCAAAACGAGACAUUACAGGAUAUUGCUUUUAAAAUCAUGUUUCAGAAUGUCCGAGAGAUGAAAAAUGCAGAGUAUUUCUCAAUACUUAUGGAUGAAACAGUAGACAUUGUUAGGACAGAGCAAGUUUCCAUUUUUUACCAAGUCGUCUCUUCUGAUCUCAUUGCUUCAGAGUACUUCAUGGAGUUUUAUUCGACCGCGAGUACUAAAUCCAAAACAUUAAUCGAUAUCGCCAAAGAUGUUCAUGUUCGUUUUGAUUUACCGCUUUCGAAGCUCAGAGGGCAAUGCUAUGAUGGGGCUGCGAAUGUUUCGGGGACAAUUUCGGGAUUGCAACAAAGGAUCAAAGAAGAAGAGCCUAGAGCACUUUUUGUCUACUGCAAUGCUCAUAAUCUCAAUCGUGUUAUUGAAGAUGGAAUUGAAAAAGUGCUUGUAGUCAGAAAGUUCAUCCGAGAAGUGAGGGAUAUGAUAAACUGUGUACCCUAUCAUAAAAGCGUUCCUAAGUUCAUUGACAAGUGA
Molecule: messenger RNA, 552 nt
Organism: Belonocnema kinseyi
Lineage: Eukaryota; Metazoa; Arthropoda; Insecta; Hymenoptera; Cynipidae
Product: zinc finger MYM-type protein 1-like
Exons: 1
Coding region: 1-552 (183 amino acids)
Source: RefSeq, a predicted model, not a curated record